Helobdella robusta is the source of this 2400-nucleotide messenger RNA. RefSeq lists its product as hypothetical. Bases 1 to 2400 code for a protein of 799 amino acids. The record is from RefSeq and is a predicted model, not a curated record. NCBI's taxonomy places the organism in Eukaryota, Metazoa, Annelida, Clitellata, Rhynchobdellida, Glossiphoniidae. The transcript has 7 exons.
AUGGAUGGGCAGAUGAAGAGAAAAGAUUCCGUGUCACCGGAUAGCAUAACUAGGAGGAAAAUAAGUGGCGAUAUUAAUUAUAACAACAGUAAUAAUAAUAAUAAUAACAACAACAACAAUAAUAUUAAUAAUAACAAUAGUAUAAAUAGUAGUAGCAGUAGUAGCGUCGUUGUUGGCAUUGGUAGGAAAGUAUCGUUCAGAUCCGAAUUAAAAAUUUCCGUUUCAAGGAAGCAGUUGACGUCACCGCCGCCACCACCGGCGACAACAACAUUGGUAGCAGCAGCAGCAGCAACUUCAUCAGCUUCAUCCCCAACACCGACAAGAUCAUCAUUAUCAGUAUCGAAUUCAACAUCGACAACACCACCAGCUACUCCAAGAUUGUUGCUAGCUUUCCCGCAGUACAAUCCUUAUCUCAUCAACAACAACAUCAACAACAACGUCAACAACAAGAUCGUCAGCAGAAAAUCAACUCAUAACAAACACAGAAUGAAAAAUCAACUCAGUUACGUUGAGAGUAGCGUUGGUGGUGCUAGCAACAACAACAACAUCAACAAAAACAACAACAACAGCAACUUCAACAACAUCAUCAACAACAACAUCAACAACAACAACAAAAAUUACCUCAAUUAUAACAGCAGCGCUUCAAACGUUUAUAUCCGGAAUGAUAGGCCAGAUGACAAUGAAACAGUUCACAAUAAUAAUAUUAAUAAUAACAACAACAACAAUAACAACAACAACAACAACAAUAAUAAUAAUAAUAACGUUAAUAUUAAUAACAAUUAUGGUUAUUAUCAGCCCUUGGAUUUUGAUAAAAUUUUGAACUCCAAAAGGAUAAACAAUGACGUCAUCAUAGGCGGUGUCAACAUCAAUUACAAAAACAACAACAACAACAACAACAACAACAACAUUAGCAUCAACAACAACAUCAACAACAUCAACAUCAACAACAUCAACAACAACUACAUCAACACGGCAUCGUCACAUCAAUACAGACCGCAAAAUAAUUCUUGCAGUUACACACCAGAACCUGGCUAUCAUCACUUCAACCCAAAAUUUCUAUUCAACGACAACAACAAUGACAUUAAUAACACUAAUAAUGACAACAAUAACCACAAUACUAAUGACAUUAAUAAUAGAAAUGACCGUUCAAAUGCUGCAAUGCGCUCAAAUCCAUUAGCAGUUCAGGGAUAUAAGUUAAUAAUGACAUCAUUACAUGACAUCAACAACAACAACAGCAAUAAUAACAUCAUCAACAACAACAACAAUGUCAACAAUAACAUCAACAACAACAACGUCAACAACAACAACAUUAACAACAGCAUCAACGUUUCAAAUGAAAAUUUUAACUAUAGCAAACCGCCAAGAGCCAAGUCCCCGAUUAAGAAAAACAAAAAACAAACUUCAACAAAAACAUCAACAGCAACAACUACUACAACUACUGCUACUACUGCUGCUGCUACUGCUACCACCACUACUAUUACUACUGAUACAAGAAAAUCAUCAACAACCCCAACUACGGCAAAUAUAAACAGAACUGUGCUAAACAGCAACAAAACAUUCACAAACAACAACAACACAGAUUUAAGCACAAGCCUAAGUAUCAACAACGACACAACAAUCAACAAACCACCAAUAAAAAUCAACAACAACGCCAACAACAACAACAACAACAACAGCAGCAACAUCAACAAAUGUGACACAACAACUAAGACACCUAAUAAAAGAUUGAGUAUUAGCAGUAACGAUUUGAAACUUGAUCAAGAAUUUGAUGAUGGUAACUUUACAAUUACAAAUCUAAACAACGAUAACUUAUACGAUUUCAGCGGUAACAGUAAACGAAACAGCAGUAUCAGGAGUGGCAAAUCAUCAGAGAUGGCUCGGAGUACUGACGACUUGUUUCAGGAUAGCAAGGCACAAAUUAGGAAGCAUGCAUCGGCACUUGAUUACGAAAGUGCAGACGCCUUGGAAAAACCCAAGAAGUUUCAACCAGACAGCUGUUCCCUCAAGCCCGGGAGUUCCACACUUUCGAUUUCAAAGGCCUCAAAUUGGUUCCUCAGAAAAUACGUUGAAAGACAGGAGAGCAAAAUAAAUUCGCGCAAGAAGAGCGUCAGCUGCAGGGAUCUGGGCGGCGUGGAUUGCGAAGGAUGGCUGUGGAAAAAGCAGGAUAAGUCAGUGAUGAAGAAGACGAAGUGGAAGAUUUGGUGGUGUGUCUUGGAGAAGAAGAAAUUGAAUUUCUAUAAAGAUGAGAAGGUAGUUGAAGUUGAUGUCGUUAUUUCAUCUGCUGCUAAAGCUGCUGCUGUAGAGGAAGCUGUUGGUGUUGAAGCUGCCGAUGUUGAAGCUGCUGUUACGGGAGCUGCUGAUGCUCCUAAUAUUGUCGUCGUCGUUGAUGCUGUGAGAUGA